Messenger RNA from Hirsutella rhossiliensis, 3513 nucleotides. RefSeq names its product PPR repeat family domain-containing protein. NCBI's taxonomy places the organism in Eukaryota, Fungi, Ascomycota, Sordariomycetes, Hypocreales, Ophiocordycipitaceae. The coding region runs from base 1 to 3513 and encodes 1170 amino acids. The record is from RefSeq and is a predicted model, not a curated record. Gene Ontology annotation, molecular function: protein binding. The transcript has a single exon.
AUGCCCACCAUCUACUCUUCGCUGUACACGAAUUUCAUCCGUCAAGGAUCAACAUUCGCAAAAUCCAUCACCACUCACGGCUACGCGCAAUCCGUCGUAGCUGCCACACACCCUCAUGUUCUCAAUUCCCAGAACCGCCCCGUCUUCGGUCGCCGACACACAAGCCGACUAGGCCGUCUCUCUACCCUUCAGCUUCAUUCGGCUUUCCAUACCGAGCGGACAGGAGCUGGCCUCCCGUCCGAUCAUCGCCAUGGCCACGUCCACGGAGGUCUAGAUGCCUACUUCGAGGCUCUGCAAAAGAAGCAGGAUGCCGGGGACGUCGACAAGGAAUGGACCCAGUUUGAGUUUCAGAAGCGGCUUGAGUGGAAGCCGAGCUCGUCCACGAUCCUUGUUGCGGAUGAGGGUACUGCCGUCACCCACGAGGCCGGUGCUGCUGAGGCCCACGACGACGCUACCGCCGCCUCCUUUUCAACCGAGGAAGCAGCCGCGCUCGCUCACAUUGACGCGGCUUUGGAGGGUGAGAUCAAGGCACGGAAACUACAAGACGCUGCCGAGGAUGCGCUUCAGGCUUUCCAGUCUGCCUCCCUGCCCGUCUCGAGGCUGGACACCCCCGUAUCCCGUCGGUCCCUGACUCCAGGGAGUGUCGCCCGCAAUCCGACGCCGCCCGUCGACAGCCAGUCGCAGUCUUAUGGCAAUCAUCUUUCCAGCCUCUCGACUACGGCACGAUAUGCCGAGAUUCCGGCCGUCUUCGAGGCCAUGCUGGCCACCGGGGUCAAGCCCACCGCCAGUGCCUACAACGCUCUCCUGAUGGCGGCCAUCCACCUUCCCACCAAGAAGAUCGAGGUAGUCUCCAAAGCCCUCGACGUGUACGCGGACAUGAUUCGUCGACGAGUGACGCCGGACAGCGACACCUACAACAUCCUUGUGGGCCUCUUAGCCUCGCGGUCUCUAGAGGUCUCCGAGAUGAAGGCUGCACUCGAAGACAAACGUAAACGCUUUGGCGGCAUGGACGAGGCGGGAAAGUUCAUGUUCGCCUCCCAUGAGCUCGAGCAUGCUAUCCUCUGCGAAGACGACAGGCUAGAUCUCGCCAUCAAGCUAUUCGACAUGUCCGUCGAUGCGGACACGGCCAUGUACUCGGCGGAGACGUACCAUCAGCUGAUCUCUGCCUGCGCCCAGGCAGGACGCGUUUCUGACAUGCUUGCAUUGUUCGAGCACAUGGAGUCCAGCAAAACCGCCCCCAUCGCAGCCAUCUUUCCGGCCAUGAUCACUGCCUUUGCCGCCCGGGGAGACCUGGUCAGUGCCGUCGAAUGCUAUAACGAGUACCGGAUCCUUGCCGUGGCAAACGACGCCGGGAGAGCAACCUUGCGGGACAGACGUGAUGACCAGGUCUACGCCGCUGUCAUCAACGCUUAUGUCGUCUCGGACAAGAUUGAGGGCGCCAUGAAGUUUUUCAAGAGGAUAGUCGACGAGUACGGCGUCCGAGCUGCUGAUAUCCAGGAUGCUUUGGUCAGCACUGGCUUCGUCGACGGCCUCAUCUCGCGCGGAGUCUACCAACAGGCUCUCCGGUGGGCGCAGUCGGUCGAGUCUGAAUCCCGAGUUCGAGCUCUGAGCCGCGUCGCCACAGCUGCUGCCGACAACAACGACAAGGUGACGGCCAUAGAGGCCUACGCUGAUCUCGCCCCCACGUCCGGGUCUGUUGUCAAUCCGACAAUGGCCCUGCUCGCAAUGAGCAUCCGCGAGGGAGACGUGGCUUCGGCCAGCAAGCACUGGCACGCCCUUGCGAGCCCCGACGUUCGCGCGACCGCAUCCUUCAUCGAGCCCACAGCCAUGUUUGCCGUCGCCUUGAUUGGUUCCGGGCAAGUCGCGGAAGGCCUGAUUCAGUCGGAGAUGAUGUUUCAGCGAAUUCGGGCGUUCGAGUCGGAGGGGCGGCCUCAGCUCGCUGAGGAGAUUGACGAGGGCGUCGAUUUUAUCCACCGCUACAUGCAGACGCGUGGAAUCGCCGAUCCCCGUGAGCUGGCAUCUCAACCGUCGAGCACUCAUUCGCAGCUCCUGACAGGCUCUCCUUUCCCGUCGACGACCACGGUUUCCACCUACGAGGACAACUUCGAUCCGCAUGCGCAUAACACCGACUUCAAGGGGUCGUCGCUCAUCGCUGAUGACCUGGAGGGCAGUCAUGGCCGGAGGGGACCCCGUUUGAACGAGGCCCUCAAUCGGUUGCGCAACAUGCGCCGUGCAAGCCGGCAUCCUCGCUACAUAACUUACGCAAAGCUGAUCUCGGCCGCGGCCCGCGAGGGCAAGAUGGAAUUGUGCCACGAUGUUCUCGCCAUGGCCCGCACUGACGUCCCUUUGCUAGCCCAAUAUCCCAUGGUACGGUACGGGUGGUCCUCGAUACUGGAUGCCAUGGUUGGCGCCUGCCUGACCCUGGGCAACCGCGGAAGAGCCGAACAGUACCACCAAGAGCUGCUGGAAAUGGGCGCCACGCCAUCGGCCAACACCUUUGGCCUCUACAUUACCACUCUCAAGGACUCGACCAAGACGUUUGACGAAGCGUCUGAGGCGGUGCGCAUCUUCCAUCGCGCCAAGAACGAAGGUGUGGAGCCCAGCUCGUUCUUGUACAAUGCCCUCAUCGGCAAGCUUGGCAAGGCUCGUCGAAUCGACGACUGCCUCUUCCAUUUUGCCGAAAUGAGGGCCCUGGGCGUCAAGCCAACUUCUGUAACGUACGGCACAAUCGUCAACGCGCUCUGCCGAGUCAGCGACGAGAAGCUUGCGGAGGAACUUUUCGACGAAAUGGAGGCCAUGCCCAACUACAAAGCCAGGCCAGCCCCGUACAACAGCAUGAUGCAAUUCUCCCUCACGACGAAGCGCGACAAGACCAAGGUGCUCGCGUACUAUGAGCGCAUGCUGGCCAGGGGCAUCGCGCCCACGUCGCACACAUACAAGCUCUUAAUUGAUACGCACGCGACCCUUGAGCCUGUGGACAUGGCGGCCGCGGAAGAGGUGCUCGGCAAGAUCCGGUCGUCGGGCCAGCGAACGGAACCAGUUCACUAUGCCUCGCUCAUCCACGCGAGAGGCUGUGUCCUGCACGACAUGGAAGGCGCGCGGAAGCUCUUCGACAGUGUUGUCAGCGAGGGCCUAGCGCCCGUCAACGCCAGUCUGUUUCAGGCGCUCUUGGAGGCCAUGGUUGCCAACCAUCAGGUGGCGGAUACGGAGCCACUGCUGGUUCAAAUGCGAAAGAAGGGUAUCGAGCUCACGCCGUACAUUGCCAACACUUUGAUCCACGGCUGGGCUGCUCAGAAGAACAUUGGCAAGGCCCAGGAAAUCUACGGUGCCGUGGUGAGGGAAAAGCGCGAGCCGAGCACGUACGAAGCCAUGACAAGGGCUUUCCUUGCCGUGGAGCAGAGGGAACAGGCCAAGGGCAUCGCCGGCGAAAUGCUCACCCGCGGGUAUCCCAGUGCCGUUGUCAACAAGGUAUUGGAGCUGCUCGGCGGCGGCCAGGAGGCUCCAACGGAGUAA